UACCAUUUUGUGGGAGCCGGUUGGGGCCCUUAAUGAUGUGCUUUGAUGGUGUAUUUUCUAUGGAUGUGAAACUUAAGUUGCCUACUUCAUUUUGAAUGUGAAUCCCCCACCCAGAUUGUGCUUGUUUGAUCGAGUUAUUGACCCUCGAACUAUGGAUGAAACUAUGGUUUGGCUGUUUUCAGCUAUCAAGUGUGGGGGUGUGAUUAACCUUUUCUAUGGCUCUUUUGUCUCCACUUUGGGUUGUUCUUUUGCAGUACCAUGAAGAAACCCAACCUCAAGCACCCGUUCAUCGGGAUUUGAAGAGGGGCCCCCACCAGGAUAGCUUUAAGCGCGUCCUAGCCUCCUCGUUUGGGAAGCACCACUACUGGUCCAGGAGGGAGUUUGAGAAGCUGCAUUGCUACGACCACUUCCUCGCCAUUGCCACCAACCGCCCUUGGCGCCGUCUGCUGACCAUUCAGGAGAAGGUCUACCACGAGCUGGUGCUCGAGUUCUAUACGACCUUGAAGCACGAAGAUACAAUGGAUUGGGCAGACGGUGAAGCCGUCAAGUUCAGGCUCGGCGGUGCGCCCUGCUCCAUGAGCAACCACAAUUUGGCGACCGCUCUCGACCUUGGCGUGGACAAUGAUAGGGACUAAGUCACCGAGCUCAACGAUCAAGUGGGAGUUAACUUCAAGACGCUGUUGACUCACUUCUACUGUCACUCUAGAAAUUGGCCAAGUGUAACCACUUCCUAAAGCGUAGUAUAGCGGGUUUGGGUUUUAAUGUCAACCCGGGUCCUAGAUUUGAUGACUACUCGGUGAAUUCUUGUUAUCUAGCAAUGAAACUUUAAUGCAAGUCUAAAAUAACAAACAAACAAAGCAACUAAACGGUUGUAUUCAGGUUAAGAGAGGUCACCCGAAUAUGGUUCCCCCUAGACUGUAGUUAAGUCGGAUUGCAAUUACCAAGUUCAGUUUCUAUGAUAGUUAUACUGCGGAAGGUUAUUAAACAGCCUGAAGUGUCGACUAAAGGUCUUCAGACCCUCUCAAUCUGAGUCUCUAGCGGGCGACUAACCUCCACCGGAGUAAACAGAUUGAGGCCCUAACAACAAAACCUCCACUACCGAAGUGAACUCGGUACAGAAUAGCGAGUUGGCUCCUCGACUAAAGUCACCAACUCCCUACCUUCAAUCAAGGAUGCUCUAUCAACCUAGGUAGAUAUUCUCAUUCUAGGUUAAAGCAGAAACAAUAGGAAUUUGAUCAGGAUUCAAGUCAUUCAAUCAAUCAAGCCUCAAUCGAAUAUAAUCAACUCAUAGAAUCAGUACUUGGGUUCAUACAAUCAAACCUAACAUACAAAUCUAGGGUUCUCCAUACCCAGAUGAAUGGGAGAACUAAUCCAUGGAGAAAGAAGCAAAAGCAUAAUCAGACGCGGAAUUCAUACCGUGAAGGAUGGAUUCCUGCUCCUGGACGUUGAUCAGCACUUCUCCAAGCUCAAGAUGGCCUCCAAUGGUGAUGAAGAUCAAGCUAGGGCACUUGGAGACUCUUGUUCGUCGCUUUCUCUCUCUAGGAAUCGCUCUGUCUCUCUAAAACUCGAAUCCCCUUCUCUUUUGGCUGAAAUCUGCUUAAAAGGGCAUCACUGGGCAAAGCACGGUCGAGGGCACGGCCGUGCUUUGCUCCAGCCCGCCCGUGCUUUGGCUAGGGUUAAUUACACGGCCAGCCUGUUGGGAGAAACACGACCGUGCUUUUUCUCAGCCCUGCCCGUGUUUUAAGCUCGGGUUUGCCAAACUCAAAUCAGCUCUCGGCAGUAAAAGCACGGCCUAGGAACACGACCGUGUUCUGUUUUAGGUGUGCCCGUUUUUUGGCUCUAGCUCCACCGAAUGACUUCCGAAUGCCCCGAAACUCGUGCUUAGCCUUUCCUUUGAAGCCUGGGACCUGAAAUAUGACAAAAUAGCACAACCCGGCGUAAAAUAGGCAAAAAAUACACGACUAUGCCCCUCAAACGAAUAAGAACUAGGGGUGCAAAUACGUGUAAUUACAUCGUUAUCAAAUUCCCCCACACUUAACCGUUUGCUUGUCCCCAAGCAAACCUAACUCAAACCAAUGCAACUCUCCAGACCUCUAUAGCAACAAACAACCCAGAUCGUAGGUAGAGGACUUCCUAGAUCUUUUAGCAGCUUACUAGGUCAGCCGACGCACAAGUCAUCGCAUAGCUUCUUCAGCGAGAGCACUAGUAUCGAGUCGGCAUCAUGGAAAAUAGUGAACAGAGGACAAAUGAAUCGUGGAUGAAGAGAUUCUCAAAAACAAAGGAUCAUGGACUCA
Messenger RNA from Linum trigynum, 2294 nucleotides. The record is from the annotation of a GenBank genome assembly. Lineage: Eukaryota; Viridiplantae; Streptophyta; Magnoliopsida; Malpighiales; Linaceae.